Toxorhynchites rutilus septentrionalis is the source of this 15571-nucleotide messenger RNA. RefSeq lists its product as uncharacterized. Bases 7574 to 8908 code for a protein of 444 amino acids. Lineage: Eukaryota; Metazoa; Arthropoda; Insecta; Diptera; Culicidae. The transcript is spliced from 3 exons. The record is from RefSeq and is a predicted model, not a curated record.
CUCGCACAGAGGUAAAUGAUACUUUGCACAUCCUAAUCAGACCAGCUUGGGAACGAGAAGGCAGCUGUCGGCAGUCGGCAGAAAGACCAGGUGUAAUGUGUUUUAAAAAGGACGAAGAAAAUGUGGACCCCGUUGUGGUAGCGAACGGUGAAAAUGGCUGGGGUGAGCAAACAUCGUUAGCGUAAGCCAGAGUGUGGUCUACGAAAUUGAGUGGAUAAAUUUCAGGAAAAAAUGAGUUUGUUGAGUGCGUUGAUAUGCAAAUGGGUAUUUUUUUGGGCUAUGAAAUUUAAGCUGAAAGUUCUGCAGUUACGCCGAACUUUCCAAUUAGAUAAUGUAGCGCGUUUGCAUAUAAGUUAUGCUCAAUACAAUAUAUACAACAUAUACAAAUCCGUGUCCCUUCUGCCGGAUUAAUUGCAUCUCACUUUGAGUUUUCGUUUGAAAACACUGUCAAAGAGUUUCGUGCGUUAAAAUGUGUUGACAAUGCGAGAAAGAAAAAAACAGUGGUCCAAUUAAUUCCGUCCCUGGAGCUGUCAUACGUAAAGUCACGUGUACCCCCGUCUGAUUGAGCGCGCCCAGAACCAGAGCUACCUGUGAAGCGUAUUGUAAGAGAGCAAGAAGGAAAGCGUCGUUCGGGUUCAUUAAAAACUCACCACCGUACGCAAACCCGACACGUGCCACCGUUUCAGCAGGGAAGUGCGCGCGAUUGAGCGAUGGAAAACGGAGUCGAACUCACCGGGUAGAAGCAGUUUAUAAUGGAUCAAUCAUUCAACAGGAACGGGAUCAAUUUUCUAUUAUGUGGGACAACCUAACAAACAUUCAAACAUACAUAGAAACAGGUCAAGCUGAAUGAAACCUAUAUACCUAUACAGGUAAACUUCGAUAUAACGUACAUUUCACUUUCAAAAUUGUACGUUGUAUCGAAUUGUACGUUAUAUCGAAGCAUAAUAAAGUACUCACAAACGUAGUCUAUAAUACAUAAUUGUGUUGCUGUUUUAGUAAAUUUUAUGAACAACUUCAAUCAGAAGACGAAGCCAGCCUGUCUCAUGAUGUUUCCCUUCGUACUGUUGAUUAUAGCUUGAUUCAUUUAGAAUCAGGAAUCACAAAACCAGCUGUAUUUCGGGAUUGAUUGAAGGUACAAAACUUGUUUUAGCAUCACAAUACAGAUAAUUCAUUGUUCUAUCAGAAAAAAAAAAUAUUGAAGAAAAAUGUCCUUUACACUUUGGAUAUGUGUACGUUAUAUCGAGGUAAAAUGUACGUUAUAUCGAGUGACGUUAUAUCGAGGGUACGUUAUAACGAGGGUACGUUAUAUCAAAGUUUCCCUGUAUACCUAUAUUGAUGGGGUUCUGAGAAAAUAUGUAAUCCACCAUUUUGUAGUGGCCGCCAUCUUAGAUUUGCAUUUUUCAUAAAUAACUGUAUUCUACUAGUCAAGCCCUUUCAUUUAAUACCCAUAUUGAUGGGGUUGUGAAAAAAAUAUAUAUGGCGCCAUCUUGCGGCGGCGCCCUUUUUGGAUAUGAAUUUUUCAUAAAUAUAUUUUACUAGUUAAGCCCUUUCAUUUGAUAUUUGGGGUUGUGAAAAAAAUAUAUGCGGCGGCGCCCUUUUUGGAUUUGAAUUUUUCAUAAAUAACUGUGUUCUACUAGUCAAGCCCUUUCAUUUGAUACCCAUAUUAGCUAUUCAAUAUAGAAUUAUUAUACACAUUAUUCAAAAUUUCCGAAAAUCAAAAAUGAGGGGCUUAGAAUUAAAAAUUUGAUCGAUUUCUCUACAUCGAAUCUCUCUUUUUUGGUCAUAACUUAGCUGCAAAUACAUUCCCAGCUGUACUUGAAAAUGUGGCAGAUAAGUCAGAACCUCAUCUAUCGGAUUGUAUAGCAAACUUAAGUUGGGACGUUUUUGCAGUUGAGUUAUUAACUAAAUAAAAAGUUGAUGAAGAGAAAUCGAUCAAGUCACUUACACCCCUUGAAUUCUGAGCCCCUCAAAUAAAAUACUCCGGAUAAUCGAGUCCGACCUGUAGUACUACGUUUUCAUUAGGGGGGAUAAAUCAGAAAACAGGAAAGUUUUUAUGAAAUAAAGUUCACGCUAAUAACUAACUUUGCUGCGAACGGAUUCUGAUAUUGCAUAUUUGCAUUGCAUAUUUUCGAUUCUCUAAGAUUCGUUACUUUGUAUUACAAUCCCAUAGUAUCUAAAUAGUUUAAAUUGUUGAAAAUUGUUGGGAAUGCUUCCAUCCCAUUUUCCCUUACAUUUGUUCUGUCCAUUUGAGUUCUUCUCUAACCGUUCUGUCAAUAACGGGCAACUUAUGUAGCCGCGAAAAUAGAAACAACGAAGUGGAUAAUGCAAAGAGAAUACUCGCGACGUAAAAUCCACACUGGCACAGUAAGUACACUGAAAAUGAAAUUUCCUUGCAUUUCUUGGAUUUAACCUUUUCGCUACAAGCGUCGUCUUUAGGCGACAUCCGCGUGAUGAGCUGUGUGUACGAGCGUCGUCUACAGACGACAUCAGGGUGACACUGCACAUCGAUCACACCAGCGCGAUAUGGCUACUUUUCGGCGCAGUGCUCCGUUCAGCGGUAGCGCUCCGGCGGAGCACACUUCCGUAGUGAAAGGGUUAAGGACAAUCACACACGAAGAUCGAUAGCUCUAAGGAAAACAUAUAUUUGGAACACGUAAUCAAAGUCUAACCGAGCCCGGCACAUUAUGCUGUCUUCCUCGGGCCCGAAGGGAGUUUUCUAAAUUCGAUCUAGCGACAAGAUACCCUCGCACGACCAAACAACGUGCUCGAUGUCAUGAUAACCUUGGCCACAAACGCAAAGAUUGUUGCUAGCAAGAAUGAAACGAAAGAGUAGCGCAUCUAACGAACAGUGAUUGGACAUAAGUCGGGAGAAGAUGCGAAUAAAGUCCCGACUCAAGUCCAGACUUUUGAACCAUGGUUUGAGACUAACCUUAGGGAUAACCGAAUGAAGCCACCGCACAAAUUCAUCUUCGUUCAUUUGCGUUGCCAGUUAGUGAUGGUAUUUUUACGGACUUAAAAAUAAAAUUGAUUGUAGCCGAUUUGAAGCUGAAUCACACCUACCUUUGCUAAUGAACUAGCUUUCUCAUUACCUGGAAUUGAGCAAUGUGAAGAGACCCAGACAAAGGUAAUGACAUAACAGCGUCUGGAUGAAGUACUCAAAUUUUCUCGUAUUUUUUCAAUUAGGAACGGCGAGCGAAUAUAAUUGAAAAAUAUUCAAUAAAUUGAUAAAAAUAAUAAAUUGAAAUGAUCUUCAAGUGGGAAUACGCGUACCAAAACCUCGAGACCCAUGGUGUGCGUACAUCUCAACGCAAUACGGAAACAAAUAUACUGAAUUCGCUCGCGUUUAAUGAGGCGUGUUUUGGAAGCUGAUUAAAAACAGAAAACAGUUGUUCGAUACAACAUUAUAAGAUCUUCUGGAUGGACUCCCCACCAGGUACCGGUAAUUGUACGAAGAAAGUUUAUUCUUUGUUGGUAUUUUUUUUCUGGUACUCAAUAUGGUCUCUCCAAGUACAUUUAGAGUCGAACUAGACACCAAAAUAUUUUGAUGACAUAGCAUGAGGGGUCAGUUUACCCAAAAGUUGAAGCUUUGGUUUUGCUGGACUAUGCUCCAUAGAAAAGACGACCAUCUCUGUUUCCGUGGAGAACUCAAUACCUAGCCCAAUGGGCCAGGUUGAAAAAUUGUUCAAAGUAUCUUUUAAGGGUCCUUGCAGGUCGGAUUCUUUUGAUCCUAUGACAGAUACCACUCCAUCAUAUGCAAGUUGUCUUAGGCUGCAAUUUUGCAUAAGGCAAUUGUCAAUGUCGCUUACGUAAAAGUUGUAAAAAAGGAGGCUUAAACAUGAGCCCUGAGGGAGGCCCAUGUAAUAGAUCCGAUUUACUGUCGAAUCUCCGUGGGAAAAAUUCAAAUUUCUCUCACAAAGCAAGUUAUACGACAUAUUCUUCAAUAGAGGCAGCAGACUCCGAGAGUGUAAUUUGUCUGACAGAACCUCUAUUGAAACUGAAUCAAAGGCCCCCUUUAUGUCCAAGAAUACUGAAGCCAUGUUUUUUGAAUUUCUGAAGAAAGCAACGCAAGACAAUCAUUCGGCCCCUUGCCCAUGCGGAACCCAUAUUGUGUAUCUGAGAGUAAGCCAUUCGUUUCAACCCAUCAACCAAGGCGAAACAAGAAUAUUUUUUCCAACAAUUUCCGUAUAAAAGACAGCAUUGUUAUUGGACGGUAUGAAUUGAAGUCGGACGCGGGUUUUUGAAGAGCUAUAACUCAUACUUGUCUCCAAUCAUCCGGAACAAUAUUGUUUAGGAGCAACACGAAUUCCCCUAGAUACGGUCCUGGGCCAUCAAUAAUGUAAUCGAGAAGGUCGUCUGCUGGAUGAAACGUGUAAAAAUAUAAUAGAAAACGUGUAAAUAGAAAAAGUGUAACCUGGAAUAAAAUUGUAUAAAUUAUGUAAUAUUGUGAACUGGAUUGCACUGUUAUGGAUUUUGUGUGAAAGGAAAUGUGUUUUCUGCGUUGUUUGUUUGCCGUCGAUAUUUUAUGUGGAUGUAUUUGAUGUGGCCGACGGCAAAAUCCUUGGUGUUUUGUGUGGGGGAAAAGGAGUUUUCCCUUCGAUGUUGGGGGCCUGGAACGGAUCUAUCGGAGAUUUAGUAUUUUGACGGCCAGGCUCCCCAACAUAAUGGUCCUUCGAACCGGAUUAUGGAUAAGCAACUCUUGACGAAAUUUGGAUACUUGGAAUGGCAAUAAUGACGAACAUUGGAUGGAUUGACGAUUAUUGGCAGAUGAGCUGAAUUAUGAAUUGGCGAAUAAGGUAGGAUUUCAACUGCGCGCUAUUGUGAUCGCUUCUCCUAUUAUGGAUCGCCAUCGGAUAUGGUGACAAUAGGAGAUCAAAGGGCACACAAUAGCAUAUCGCUCGGAUAGCAUCAGCGCAGUUUGAUUAUGCUACGCGCUUUUGGGUUCGCGACUUCUAUGUCGGCUCAUCAUAGGAUUGAUGACGAUAGAAGAUCGUGGUUUUAUUCGGCGAUUCUUCAACGCCAUAGAACUGCAAGGAUGUUCGCUCGGCAUGGAAAGAGGAAUCGCCAUUGGAAGCGCGCAGUUCAAUAGCGGGUCGCCAUCACACUUGCUAUUGUGGUUCGAAAAGCAGAACACGGAUUGUUCUGCAUAGAUUCGCCAUCAUAAUACAUACAUUCAACAUAAGAACAGAGGUUCGCCAUCGAGUAAAGGAAUAAAUAGGGUUUUUUUUCGCCGAACAAUUAUUGAGACAACACUUCAAUAGAUAAAUUGGAUACAAUUCGUCAUCAUUUGUAGUUCGAAUAGGACGUUCGAACUGGAAUAAGGAGAUUAAAUCCGACCGUCGAACAGUGCAGACGCACUUCUCUGGUGUGGAAUAAUAUUCAUCAACGUUUGAGGAGAUUCAACUGGACAUUAGGAGGAUACAAUACGACAUUUUUAAAUUUGGAGAAUCGAUCGGAUCAGCUGUGCAGUUUCGUUUAGUGUCAACUGGAGCUGGAGGCAACGUUUGGUCAUCGUGUUUUUUCAACAUUUCGACCUGCGCCACAUUUUGGAAUUGGAGUGAAGCGAAUUUGGAAGCAACAAUUGGAGGUUCACCACGGAUCUGGACACCAACUGGGGAUCGGCAUUUAUUUUCAAAGGUAAUGGUACAUGUUGGUGUAUAUCUAGCCGAAGCUAUAAAUAUACGUUACUAACGCACAUAUUUCGACGAUAUUCUCUGGAUUUUGUGUGCCUGGAGUGACCUGCUGGACCUGGUGGAGCAUACGACGUUUGUCUGCUAUAAUUGGAGCGUUCUUUCUGGGUAACCAAUCGUCAGCGGACCGGACAGAGGCGUGAAGAGGAAGCAGCAUAAAUUUAUCUGUGAGGUGAGUGAAUUACUGCACGUAUGUGUCAGCCGAAGCUCCACAGAUAUUCACCCUCCUAAUAAAUUUAUACAUAUCCUCUUCAAUUUAAUACCACACAAAUCGUAUACAUUGAGUGAAAUCCGUAUGUAUUAAAUGUGCUAUACAAUAUAAUAAUUUUGGAGAGACAAUGAUCAUUGCUAAGACAUCAACGGCCAUUUUGUGGGGCUGACCAUUUGGUAUAUCAAGCGAUUUCUGGGAGCACUCUAAUCCAGAAUCGCUUUCUGGGACUAAUUCUGCGUGUUGGCGGAUAUUUUGGUUCAACUGUUUAUUUCUAUAGGUAAGAAAUAAUAGUAUAUGAUCCGCCGAAGCUAGGAAUACACGAUAUUACACCUGGUAUUCUUCUACUCAUUCCUCCUACACUCGAUUCGGACAUUGUAUUUCGGAUAAUCAAUGCAAUGGAGCAACAUUAUACGGAGCUUCUUUGGAACAAAUUUUAUUGGGAAGUUUUGGAAUUGAAAAUCAUCGUGACAACUUUGGAUAUUCUGGACUAAGCGAUUCUACGGGUUAAUUGGGACAGUUUCAUCAGAGACUGUUUGGAUAUGUUUCAUUUCUAUUGGGAUCGUGAUUAAUCGACAUUGGACACGAUUUGGAAGGCAAUUUCUUGUAUUUCGGCUCAACUGUAUAUUUCUCCAGGUGAGAUUUACAGUAUAUUGUCCACCGAAGCUUGGAAAAUUUGGUUAUUACACGCUGGUUCUUUCCUCCUCUUCUCUCAUUCGACUAUUUGGAGUAUUUGACUGGACAAGUGGCAGUAUUCUUAUACAAUUCAAAUUUGGGAACCAAAGACUAGUUCGUCAGGUAAUUUAAACAGUAUAUGCCUGGCGAAGCUAGGCUUUAUCUAAAGAUACUACACCGUCAUUUCUUUUCGUUGCUGUUUUUUGAGACGCCAUGCCUGCUGCAGCUGGAUCCAACAUUUCGAGACCUCAGUCUCUCAGGCUGUUGAAAGCUAAGCUGAAGGACACCCAGUCAUCUAUCAAUGACAUCCAGCGCUUUGCUCAGACCUUCCGCGGAGACACCAGCAUUUCUCAGGUGGAAGUUCGACUGGAGAAGUUAGACAACCUGUGGGAAAGGUUCAUUGACAUACGGGUGGAAAAAACAACACACGACGAUUACGAAGAGUCGGAUGAUAGUCUUGAUAGGGAAAGGGAGGAAUUCAGUGAUAAAUAUUACGAACUGAAAUCAUUUCUUCUGGACAAAUUGAGGGAGAGAGAUACCAGAAACACACUCGAACAAUCUGGUAGGAACACUGGUCUGUCGAUUUCUAGUACUUCAGAACAUGUUCGGCUACCCCAAAUUAAUCUUCAAACGUUUGGCGGGGACAUCGAUGAGUGGCUAAGUUUCAAGGAUUUGUUCACGUCACUCAUCCACUCAAAGGCAGAUCUUCCAGAUGUUGAGAAGCUGCAUUAUUUGAAGGGAUGUCUUCAGGGGGAACCGAAGGGUUUGAUCGAUUCGCUGCUGAUAACAACAGGAAAUUAUCAGAUUGCGUGGGAGAUCUUGCUGAAAAGGUAUAACAACAGCAAGCAGCUUAAGAAACGACAGAUUCAGGCCUUGUUCAGUUUACCGACAAUGACAAGCUUCGGGAGAACUGCACAAACUUUUGGAAGGUUUAGUAAGGACGAUUAAAACUCUGGACCAAAUCGUCAAUCCCGCUGACUAUAAAGACCUCCUUCUAAUACACAUGGUCACAACACGUCUUGAUUCGGUAACCCAGAGAGGCUGGGAGGAGUUUUCAGCGACUCAGGAGCAAGAUACUCUUCAAGAUUUACUCGAUUUUCUUCAGCGGCGGUUACAAGUACUGGAUUCUUUGCCAACAAAGGCAGCUAAGGAGACAGUUCAACACCAGCAACAAUCUCAAACCAGGUCAAAACCUUCAAUAGCUCGGAGCAGCUACAAUGCGGUACAAAUUUCUGGGGUCCGAUGUGUAAUUUGUGCAGCAGAGCAUAUCCUCUACCAAUGUGUGGUUUUUCAACGGAUGUCGGUAUCGGAAAGAGAGAAGAUUUUGCACACCAACAAUCUUUGUCGCAAUUGUCUCAAGCCUCAUCAUCGAGCAAGGAUUUGUCCGUCGAAGUAUUCGUGUCGGAAUUGUAAAGGUCGUCACCACACCUUAGUCUGCUUCAAAGAGGGAAAGGGUCUUCAGCCACGGGUCGAAGUAUCACCCAGAAGUACCAAACAAAAUAAUUUGGAAGGAAAACGAGGUCCAUCUACACGUACGUCAUCGCAAGUGGUUAACUUAGCGGCCAAUGAGGUGGCCCAGGUUGGAAGGAAUAGGCCAUACUCGACGCAGGUUCUUUUGGCAACUGCCGUGGUGGUGGUUGAAGACGACGACGGUAAUCGGUUUUCAGCCCGUGCGCUCUUAGAUUCUGGAUCGGAAAGCAACUUUCUUUCAGAGCGAUUGAGCAAGAGGUUGAAGGUGGAUCGGGAUAGAGUGGACUUUCCCGUUCAAGGAAUCGAUACAAUAUUAACGACGGUCAAGCAAAGGGUUAAAGCAACGAUUUGUUCACGAGCGAAAGGUUUCUCGCGAAAAAUGGGUUUUUUGGUACUUCCGACGUUGACAGCAAAGCUUCCAACAACCGCGAUCAACACUUCUGGAUGGUCGAUUCCAGAGAAUAUUCAACUCGCUGAUCCGUUAUUCGCCGAAUCAUUCGCAAUCGACAUAAUAAUUGGAAUGGAAUCCUUUUUCGAUCUUUUCGAAUCUGGUCGAAAGAUGACUCCAGGAGAAGGCAAACCAACACUCCACGAAUCGGUAUUUGGUUGGGUGGUAUGCGGAGGUAUGGCGAACCCAAAUAUGGACAAAAGGAGGACCUGCAGCGUAGCAACACAGUAUACAUCUACAAUUAAAAGGAGUUCGGAUUGGAAAUGGCAUGGAAAAGAGGCAACAAACGAAUACGUGAGCUAUGAACUGGGAGAGGCAAAUGCGAUUGCGUAUUGGCACGAUGCUGCAAUGACCAACAACAGCUGCAGGUUGAAAAAUUCGAUGACAUCGACGGUGGGUGAGAACUUGAGAUUUUUCUAACUGUUCCCCACACUCAAUUUAAACAGACGGAAUGAAGGGGAUAAAUUUGCUGGAGGAUCGUGCUUGUGACACGAUUUUUUUUUACAAUUUUCAAGGUGGAUAGUAGAACCUUUCCAAUCCCUUCCCAUCACCCAUCCCUGUCGAAGAGGAGUUUCUUCUAUUUUCAGAAAUUGGAGCAAUUUCAGGGUGGGUGAGGAUGUUUAGGAGCAACACGAAUUCCCCUAGAUACGGUCCUGGGCCAUCAAUAAUGUAAUCGAGAAGGUCGUCUGCUGGAGGACAUUGAACCGCAAUGUGUACAUCAGCUGGUUCAAACGGAAUCAUUAUACGCAGAGCGAUAACAAAGGAGUUGUCAUUCCACAUGUGCGAGAAGAAACAGAAAGCAUACAAUUGGAUUUGCCGCUUUCGCCUAUUUGGGAUCUCAUCUCAACCGGAGCGAUCACAGUGGUGAAUUAUUCACCACAGCAACCGAAGAUCAGAGAUCGGAAAACAUCGCACAUGUGGAGGAUCAAUAACAACAUCAACGGCUGGAGCAAAAUUGCAAAUAGCGGAGCGACGGUAGUCCGAAUUGGUCCGCCAGAGAAUGAGGAUGAAUAAAUAACUCGGUCGUAAAGCAGCGUAUCGGUCUGCCACGGAAAUGUAUUCAAUUACUUCGGUCGAAAUUAGUGUUAUUUGUUAUGUACUGUGAAUUAUGAAACGUGUAAAAAUAUAAUAGAAAACCUGUAAAUAGAAAAAGUGUAACCUGGAAUAAAAUUGUAUAAAUUAUGUAAUAUUGUGAACUGGAUUGCACUGUUAUGGAUUUUGUGUGAAAGGAAAUGUGUUUUCUGCGUUGUUUGUUUGCCGUCGAUAUUUUAUGUGGAUGUAUUUGAUGUGGCCGACGGCAAAAUCCUUGGUGUUUUGUGUGGGGGAAAAGGAGUUUUCCCUUCGAUGUUGGGGGUCUGGAACGGAUCUAUCGGAGAUUUAGUAUUUUGACGGCCAGGCUCCCCAACAAAUAUUAUUCUCCAGAAACUUAUUGAAUAAAUUCAACAAGCGAUGUUUCGCCACAUCGGGGAGAUUUUUCAACAAGUUGAACUUAAUUCUAUCCGAUCUUGGAGCAGAUUUGUUACAAGGAAGGAGUGCAAGAGAGAAAUCUACCAUCGAAAACUCAGAAUCAAGAUCACACCUAUCAUGUGUUAAACCUCGAACAAUAUUCUACACAGGAGCGGAAUCACGACCAUGGCUUGAGAUUUUCGAAACUAGAAGAUGAAAAUUACUUUUUUAUUUCUUCCAUUCUCUUCAGUCAAUUUAAAUUUCGAUGGUGUGUAUUCACUACGCGUACUGAAACAUCGAUUCUUCAAUUUCGUUUUCGUUCUGCUGUCGUUUCAUAUGAAUUUGAAAGCAGACGCUUUCGCUUCACGAUUGAAAGUACCCUAAUCGUUAUCAUUUGGAUGGGCUUUAUGUCGCUUCCAGUUUCACAUGGGAAAGGACGAUCACUACUUUCAAUUGAAAAUUUCAAUCAUUUUCAUUUUUCCAAACUGGAUUUUCCCGCACCAAUUAAGGUGACAUUGCAUGGCCCUGACAGGUCAAACCUUCCGGUAAAAUUAAAAAUUCAUCGAUGUGAAUGUUCUUCGCUUUCAGUCGUUGAAGAGCGAUUUCUCAUGGUUCGAGCCACUUUCCUUCAUUUUUACAUUGACGUUUCUCGUGACAAACCUCCCACGAAAUUUCGCCUACAAUCGUUUCGGAUGCCGUGAGAGGUUUAUUUUAUGUAUGUGAGAGGAUGAACUGCAUGUGACAAUGUGUUCAUACUGCUGGUUGCCAAAUCAGAUCAGAGAUGCCAUAUUCGCACAUACGAGGGCAGUCCGAUAAGUACUUAGCCUACAAAUACAAAACAAAAAUUUUGAAAAAGUGGCAAUUUAUUUCUCAACAUAGUCUUCUUUUAGCUCGAUACACUUGACGCACCCAGCAAACAUUAAAUCGUAUAAUUUUGCACGUGCUAAGUCUUACAAGAAAUCAUAAUCGCAUAUAACAUCAAUCAAAGUAUUUAUCGUGUAUAUUUGAAAUCGCAUAAAAUAUAAAUACUCGAUUUUAUAUAUGAUUAUCAAAUUAGGUCGCAAUUCGGUAUAAUAAACAUCAGUUUUACGAUGUACAUUGUCAUAAAAUAUAUUCAAUCCGCAUCAUAUGCGUAUAUUACGCUGAUGCAGUUUGUGUGUCGUAUAAGCGUUUAAUUUAAAUCGAUUCAGUACUGCAGUAAAUCGUGUUGCAUGCUGAAGAAAAUCAUGGAACAGUAAAUCAUAUAAGCUCCUAAUAAAGAACAUAUUACAUCAUAUUGAAAUGUCAAUGAAAUGUUUUAACAUUGACAAGUUUCAUUUCAUAACAGCAAUGUCUAAACACAUACGAAAGAAUAAAAUAAUUAAAUUCAAAAAAGUGGCUCUUAUAUGGCUCGGAAACCAGCAAUGAAUGAUCCUACUGCAUAGAAUGUAUUAAGUUAUAUCAUAUCGAAUCAUAUGUAUGAGUUUUAACCGCUGUUGGAUUAAAUUUCAGAUAGCCGUGCGAGAUAGCUGGUGGAUGAUAAUCCAGACGACAAGAGUUCGAACCAACAUCAGAUCAGUUUUCCCCAAACAUCAAUCUGUGCCAUUUUAAACAUUAAUAAUUCACUCCCAACACAAGUAAAUUUAAUAAUUAUUAUUUCUACAAAUAUAAAUACUCACAUAUAAAAAUGGCGAUUUGUGAGGCUAUAAUAAACAUUUUACGAAAAUAUUUUGCUCCAUUUGUUUUUUUUUUCUAUGUCUGUAAUAAAUCGUAUAUGAGUAUGGCAAAAGUCAUAUUAGGUGCGUUGACAAUUCAUGAAUAUAUUCAUAUUAGAUCGCAAUUCAAUUCCAACAUAAUCGUUAUUAUAGUCGGUCAAAGUUGCAUAUUCAUCCAAACAAAUUCGGUAAGCAUUUGCCAUGUAUGUAUAUAGUCUCCACUUUUGCAUUCAUAUGCCAGUUAGGCGCAUUAUAUGCCAACCAAAAUUUAGGGCAUAUGAUGUUAUAUAUACGCUUGUUAUGCGAUUUAAUGUUUGCUGGGUACGCUUGUUAUGCGAUUCAAUGUUUGCUGGGUAUGUAAUUGUAGAACAUAUGGGGAUUUAAUUUUCCGAAUUUUCCCUUUUUUCAUUCAGAGUUUUCCAAAAAUUUUGAAUUGUCAUGUUUGAUUGGAAUAUUUUUGGUUGAAAAAUUUGUAAUAUUUUCACCCUCUCUAUUCCAGAGGAGGGAGGGGUGUCAUACCACCAUAGAAACAUUUCUCAUACCCAAAAACUCCCACAGCCCAAGUUGUGUUUGAUUGUUUUUCGAGUUAUGUAGAAAUUUAUGUUUCAUUUGUAUGGCAUCCUCCCUUAGAGAGGGAGGAGAAGUGUCGAUUCAACAUAGAAACGUUUCGUGCACCCAAAAACCUCCACAUGCCAAAUAUGGCUCAAUUUGCUUGAUUAGUUCUCGAGUUGUUCAGCACCCUCCUCCCCCCCCCCCCCUUUUUUUCAUUUGUAUGGCAGUACCCCACAGGGAGAGGGUAGGAGUGUCUAUUCACCAUAGAAACGUUUCGUGUCCCCUAAAACCUUCGCAUGUCAAAUUUGGCUCCAUUUGCGAUUAGUUUUCGAGCUAUACAGAAACUAGUCUUUCAUUUGUAUGGCAGUUCCCUCAUAGAGAGGGGGAUGGAGUGUCUAGCCACCGUAAAAACAUUUAUUGCACCCUAAAACCUCCACAUGCCAAAUUUGUUUUCAUUUGCUUGAUUACUUCUCGUGUAAUGCAGAAAUUUGUGUUUCAUUUGGCACCCCCAUCCCCUAAGAGAGGGGGGAGGGAGUAUCUAACCACCAUAGAAUCAUUUAUUGCAUCCUCAAACUUCCACACGCCAAAUUUCGUUUUAUUUGCUUGAUUAGUUCUCGAGAAAUGUAGAGAUUUGUGUUUCAUUUUUAUGGCAGACUCCCCCCCCCCCUCUCAAAAAGAGGGGAGGGUCUAGGACUAUCACGAAAACCUUCCCCGACCCCAAAAACCCUUACAAACCAAUUUUCAUGUCGAUCGGUUUAGUAGUUCCCAAGUCCAUAAGAACUAGACAGACAGACAAAAAUCCAUUUAUAUAUAUAUAGAUAAGUAAUCUGACACUGACACCAUCGGACGAUGAGGCUAAGUACUUAUCGGACCGCCCUUGUACGUUCUCGAAUUUGCAGACAUUUUACAGUAACCGCUCACUAACUGGUCCUGAUUGAACUGGUCUGCUUUUUACCUGGGCGAACGUUAACUGAUCCUUGGACCAGUUAAAAAGCAGGAUUUCGGAAACAAUCGAUGCCAUAUUCAAAUGGAAGAUUUGUUGUGAGGGGCAUUCGAAUGUAAUUUGGUAUGUUAUGAAAAUUGACAUUAUUUUCGCAUGAAAAAACAUAAUUUAUAUUACAGAAAAAUAAUUUUCUCAAAUUAUAUUUCAUACCUAUUGUCGCACUCAAUGCGUAACUUCCGUUGGAAUUCUUUUGUUUAUCUGAUUUCAUGAUCAACGCGAAUCAAACAAUUCAUUGAAGUUCCCCUUGAUUUUAUUUGCCGAACCAGUUAAAACGCGAAUGUCGAUAACAGGUCUUCCCUUUUCGCCCAGUUAGCGAAUGUUUACUGUAAUUUUGUCAUUUCCUUUUAUUUCUGCUACAGGCUCUUUAAAAUCACGCCACGCAGAAUCAGGCCGUUUAUUCCAUCCAUUCCAACACAAGAGCCAUCUCGUCCAGGGCCACUUCGACAUCUUCUAUCUUGAUACGUACCAUCCAACGAACAAUGACCAUCCUCGGUAGUAAACACUGGUGAAGCGAACAAACAAUACCCAACAACAACAAAAACGGCUCUUUUCAGGGCCACCAAAUCAUUAUCAAAGAGUUUAACGAUGUAAUUUUUCAAGCAUAUCCAAAAUCAGCAGGCAGAUAGUCUAAUGCAGAUGUUCCCAAACUUUUUGAGUGCGCGACCCACCUAGAUAUUAACCGUACUUUUCGCGACCCCCUUGAACAUUUUAGAUCUAUUUUUGUUUUUUUUAACCUUAAUUGGAAAUAAGUAUGAUUUAAAAAUGAAAUUUUACAUGAUUUUAUUCAUCAUCAGCAACACUAUGAACACAUUAUUAUUUAAAUGAAAUUGGUGUCAAUAUUUUUGUUUGUUCGGAUAAAAUAAGAUUAAAAGACAAAAUAUUUGAAAGGAAUGAUCAUCUUUUAUUCAGACAAAUCGAUCAGUUUGGGAACCUCUGGUCUAAUGGAAUCCUACGUCAACUAUGAGGUCGUGUCUCGGACACAACGCUCCUGUGACUUUUUAAUAUCUGGAAGUAAUUCAAAGCCGCCAUCGAGUUAAUAAUUAGUUCGGCUGUUUUAAAAGCACACGGAAACAAGUUGCAAACGUUUAGCACUAAACAUUUAUUCAACUUUCGCAUCGAUAUCCACCCGCUUCUGCGCCUCAUUGUAUUCGUCUAUCAAUGUCUUUUCGGUGGGAAUGUGAGCUCCGGGAUGGAUCAGCUUCAUAUGUUUCUGCAGACCGUUAUACCAACUGUACGGCACCUUACACUCCGGACACGAAUACGGCUUGGUCCCAUUGUGUGUGACCAUAUGUUUCUGCACGGUUUCUUUGGUGGUAAACGUUUUGCCGCAUUCUUCGCACUGAUAAUGAAAUAAAAUUAAAGAGGAGUUAUGGGGUUAAAAUUGUAACAAUGUUUUAAUAAAGUAUUGUUUCUGUUAACAUUUUCAAUACUCUGAAAUACCUUGAAGGGUUUAAGCUUUUCAUGCAUACUUCGAACAUGCUUGUGCAUAUUACUAGAAGUUCCAAAACCGGCAUUGCAAACCGUACAAACGUACGGCUUCGUUGCCACGUGGGACCUUUGAUGGAUAAUGAGUGAAGAUUUGGUUGAUGUAGUGUACGGACAGUGUUCACACUUGACCGGUCGGUCGUGUGGUCUGUGUACGUGUCCGUGUGCUUUGAUUUGGCUAUAUGUUCGAAAAGCUUUUCCACAUACCUGAAAAAUUAUCCAAAAUAAAAACUGACCUUAUAUUUUCUUUCGCCCAUGUGUCGCCGUUUAGCAUGCUUAUUCAAGUUGCUCGAAGUCGUGAAGGAGCACUGACAUACGCCACACGUGUAAGGACGCACACCCGUGUGCUUGCGCUGGUGCAAAUUUAGAUCGUUCUGACUGCGCGCCCGGUAGGGACACUGAUCGCACGGAAAGUCACGGAUAUUCUGGUGAACUUUCAAGUGGUAGACUAGAUUCGUAUUCUGUGCAAAACUUUUGUUACAAAUCUACAGGAAGAAAAUGACAAGAGGAUUAAUUACACACAAAGAAAGAAUUGAUUCGUGUGACAGUCAAAGGCGAUCCAAGGGCGAAAGAGUGCAGGUUUUCAAUUAGGUAAUACAUACGUCACAAACAUAAGGCCGCUCGUUGGUAUGUGUCCUCUGGUGAACUUUGAGGGUGGAUGCCGAUCGGAACUGUUUCGAGCAGGUGGAGCAAACGUGUUCCUUCUCCGACGCAUGCCUAUCCAUGUGUGCCCGCCAAAGAUCGCUGGUUCGCAGGAUGGUCCGGCAUAGAUUGCAACGGUAAAAUUUCUUAUCAAUCUCAGGCACAAUUUUGUUACGUGACUUUCUACUUGACUUGGCCGGAUAAUCGGACGAAUCAUCCGUGGAGAAUCUAGACAGUAUUUGAAUAAAAAUAAAAAUAAAU